CCCUCUCCCCUCUGAUUGGACAAAAGACUAUACGCCCCGCCCCUUCUUGCUCCAUGUGGUCUCUCGCUGCUCUGACUGCGCCUCCUGCCCGUCACUCAAACAGCAGCCAACCAAUCGGACGCCUUUGUCCUUUGGGCUCGCGUCACACACCGGCAGCUAGCGCUAAUAUCCAAGAUGUCGGCUACCUCCGUGUUCACCAUGUGUGUGCGGGCGAGCCGGGGCCUCCUGCGGCUCCGGAACGGGGCGGCGGGCGCCUCGACCCCGGCAGUGGCAGACAUCAUCCGGAUGCUUUCCACGGACAAGCCCCCGGCCUCGUCGGGCGGAGCGACGGGCGGUCUGGCUCAGGCUAUCCUCCAGGAGAGACUCCAGCAGCAGCAGCAGAGUCAGGGCCAGCCUCCGCCUGAAGGAGGCACUGGAGAGAAGGACGGAGAGCAGACGGAGGACAAGAAGCAGAAGGAGAACACGGCAUACGCCAAGAAGAUGGUGCUGAGGCUGGCGGGGCUGAUGGGGGUCGGAGGGGCGGUCGGCAUCGUCUACAUAUUCGGUACAAACUCUGUGGACGAACAGGGAAACAUGAUUCCAGACGAAUUCGACAGAGACCCUCCGGUCCUCCAACAGUUGAAAAGGACGUACAAAUACUUUCAAGACUACAGACAGAUGAUAAUCGAGCCGACGAGCCCGAAGCUGCUCCCCGACCCGCUGAAGGAACCGUACUACCAGCCGCCCUACACUCUGGUCCUGGAGCUCACUGACGUCCUGCUGCACCCGGAGUGGUCGUUGUCGACAGGCUGGCGCUUUAAGAAGCGUCCAGGUAUCGACUAUCUGUUCCAGCAGCUGGCUCCGCUCUACGAGAUCGUCAUCUUCACGGCAGAGACCGGCAUGACGGCGUAUCCUCUGAUCGACAGCAUCGACCCUCAGGGCUUCGUCAUGUAUCGCCUCUUCAGAGACGCAACACGCUACAUGGAGGGCCAUCACGUGAAGGACGUUUCCUGCCUGAACCGAGACACCAGCAAAGUGAUCGUGGUGGACUGUAAACGGGAAGCGUUCAGCCUGCAGCCCUUCAACGGCAUGGCCCUGAAGAAAUGGGACGGGAACUCCGAGGACCGGACGCUCUACGACCUCGCCAACUUCCUCAAAACCAUCGCUCUGAGCGGCGUGGACGACGUUCGCUCCGUGUUGGAGAACUACGCUCUGGAGGACGACCCCAUUGAGGCCUUCAAACGCCGCCAGGCUCAGCUGGCCCAGGAGGAGGAGCAGCGAUUGGCCGAGUUGUCGCAGCAGAAGAAGCAGGGUUUGUCUCUCGGCUCCAUCACCUCCAGGUUCUGGCGCUCCAAGCAGCAGUGAGCCCCGCCCCCUCCGGCACACUUCCACCAAUCACAGCUGGGCUCUCCACCAGGCGUCCAGGUGAGGGGAGGGGCCGGAUCCCGAUCGCGUCUCGGCGGGCUGGAAACGGAGCGAAGACAUUGGCCGGCUUCCGCACCGCUUCCUGGUUUUACGGGGGCAGGGCUUGGGCGGCGGCAUCCCUUCCUCGGUCACCUCGGUGUCACCUGAUGCGUUUUUCAAGCUGCUGAUUGGUUUAAAAACAAAAAAAGAAACUAAGCGAGAGGAUCUGGGUCAGUUUAAAGUCUUGUCGUUGGCGGUUGGGGUCCAAUCUGGGACCAGCGUCUAUCGCCACUCCGGCUCUGGUCCGGCCCGCCGCCCGCAGGACCUGACCUGAGAUCAGCGUCUGUCCUGUCCUUCAGAAUGUGUCUUUAUUUUAUUUUCUACUCUGUGUCUCCAACUGACGGACCAUGUCAGAAAAUAAAUAUGGUUUAUAAGUAUAAACAAACUACGUAGUGUUGAUAACAGUUAAAGGAUGUUGAAUAUGUCCGAGGGCAUGGCGGCGACAGCAUCAUGGACUGAACUUCAGCCGGCGGACGUGAUAAAGACGAGUUGAGAUUGAGAAAAAGAAGUUUGAAGUAGAUUUCCUCGUCCAUCCUGAUGUCUUUCAUUCACACAAUUAAAGGAUAAAAAUCAGCUGUAUUUUCACUUCUCUUGCUUCCGUAAAUCUCCAAGACGUACGGUUCCAUCUUUAAGCAACGAUGAGGAUCUUUUGCAUCCGUUGGGGGACUAUUUUCAGCAGCGGAUUCGUCCACAUUUGGUGCUCUGGUGAGGAUUUACGGCGGCGGUUUGUGGCAGAUUUAAAGGCCCAUUCAUGGUUUCCACGUGACCAACGUGGAUCCAAACACUGGAAAGAAUGCUCCUCUCAAAACAAGAAAAAAACACUUAUUCAAGGAAAUUUUACCUUGACAUAAGUGAAAAAAUCUGCCAACAGAACAAGUGAAAAAUGUCUUGGUAAGAUUUCUAGAAAUAAGAUAUGAUAUUUAGAAUAUUGAGAUCUCAAAAUUAGCUGGGAAAACUUAUUUUAAGCUCUAUUUUACCUGGAUUGUCAAGCUUUGGUGAUUUCUUUGUGAAUGUUCUUAAAGAAAAUUUUAGAAGUUUUGCUGAUAUAUAUGGAAUCUCUUUGGAUAUUUUUAGGAUUUUUUGGAAGAUUUUUACUCAUUUUUAAAAAAAUAUUUACAAGAAUUUUCUUGCCAAAUUUGAAGGAUUUUUUUUUUAAAAAAUAAAAUUUUAAGGGAAACUUUUAAGGAAUUAUUGGAAUUUUCUUCCUGAAGAUUUUGCAAAUUUUCAGAAAUUUGGGGAAUUUUUUUGCUGAUUUUUUGGGGAUUUUUUCAGACAAGGAAACAGUAUUUUAUGGUGCCUGUUAAUGAGGACAACAGGAGGGUUAAUACAGCUCAAAUUAGGAGGUUACAUGAAAGCAAAAAUCUAUUUUUGAGUGAAAAACUGCUUUUUUUUUGCACAUCUGGCUUAUUUUAAGACCCCUAAUCCUGGUAAAAUAGAGCUUAAAAUAAAUUUUCCCAGCUAAUUUUAAGAUCCCAAUAUUCUAAAUAUCAUAUCUUAUUUCAAGAAAUCUUACCAAACCAUUUUUCACUUGUUCUGUUGGCAGAUUUUUUUCACUUAUUUCAAGAUAAAUGUUCCUUGAAGUAAGUUUUUUUUUCUUGUUUUGAGAGGGGCAUUUUUUCCAGUGUGAUCUCUGGAGACUCCAGAACGCCCCACUGGGUUUGGGCUCCGUUGAUGGAAAGCUUGUUCCAAAACAAAGAACCUCCAAAGUCCUGCUUCAGUUACAACUCUGGUGAAGAAGGAAUAGAAAGGAGUGAAGAGCCAUUUCUCAUGUCCAGUGUCUGGUUUUAAUCUGUCCUCCUGAUACGUCUGCAGUCAGUAUGAGGACAUCGUCAACCUCAGAUUUUUACAGAUCCUCGGCGACUCGUGGAAGCCAUGAAUCGGCCUUAAAAGUAUCAACUAGUUCUGUCUGAACAUUAAUUUUAUGCUAAUGCAAAUUGCACCAUGGGAUGUAGCAGAACGAUUGAAUGACACCAACCAAAGAGGAUGGUUUUACCGAUCAUUUAAAGAUCCUGUGUUGUUAAAGUCUGACGUCUUCACAGUGUUUUUUUACAUUUUUUUUUAAGCUCCAAACACUCCAGAGAUGGUUGAUUUCUCCAUGACUGUAAAACUGCAGGUUUUAGUCCUGUUUUAAACAAGCUAUUUUUAAACUUGUGUUUGUAUCAAGACUCAAAAUCACCACAAAAAAAGUAAAACGACAGAAUAAUGAGGUGAAAUCACCACAAAAAGAUCCAAAAUCACCAGAAAAACAUGCAAAAUCAUCACCGAAAGAGAGACAAAAUUACCAGUAAGACUCAAAAUCACCACAUUAAGAUAUAAAAUCACCAAGAAAAGAUGUAAAAUCAAAACAAAAAGAUAUAAAAUCAACACAAAAAUAUGCCAAACCAUAACAAAAAGACUCAAAAUCAUUACAAUGAGGCAAAAUCAGCACAAAUACAUGCAAAAUCUCCACCAAAAGAGACGAAAUUACCAAUAAGACUCAAAAGAUGCUUAAUCACCUCUAAAAGACAAAAUAUCAACACAAAAAUAUGCCAAAUUAGUAGGAUAAGACUCAAAAUCACCACGUAGAGAUGUUCAACCACCAUGAAAAGAUGUAAAAUCAUCACAAAAAUAUUAAAAAUCAUCAAAAUACAUGCAAAAUCUCAACAAAAAGGUGAAAUUACCAUUAAGACUCAAAAUCACCACAAACAUGUAAUAUCACCACUAAAAUAUGUAAAAUCAUCACUAAAAGAUGCAAAAUCGUGAGGAAGGGAUGUGAUCUUAUCCAAAAAGAUGCUUAAUCAACUCUAAAAGAUAUAAAAUCAACAUAGAACUAUGCCAAAUUACUACGAUGAGACUCAAAAUCACAACAAAAUGAUGUAGAAUUGUCAUGAAAAGUUUCUUAAUCAUCUGAAAGAGAUGUAAUAACACAAAAAUGUAACAAAUCAUCACAAAAACAUGCAAAAUCAUGACCGAAAAGGUGAAAUUACCAUUGAGAUCCAAAGUCACCACAAAAAUAGCAAAAUCACCACCAAAAGAGAGACGAGAUUACCAAGAAUACUCAGUCACCACAUAGAGACGUACAGUCACCACAAAAAGAUGCAACAUCAACACAAAAAGAUGUAACAUCAACACAAAAAUAACAAAAUUACUCAAAAUCAUUACAAGACAAAAUCACCACAAAAAGAUGUAAAAUCAUCAAAAAACAUCAAAAAUCUACAAAAAAGACAUGAAAUUAAGACUCAAAAUCACCACAAAAAGAUGCAAAAUCACAUCGAAAGAUGCUUAAUCACCAUGAAAAGAUGUAAUAUCAGGACUAAAAUAUGCAAAACCCCGGCGAUGAGACACAAAAUCACCACAAAACAAUGUAAUAUUAUCCAAAAACAUGUUUUAUCACCUCUAAAAGAUGUAAUAUCACCCAGAAAUAUGCCAGUUCAUCUCAAUAACAUGCAAAUUCUCUACAACAAAGAGGUGAAAUUACAGAUAAAAUUCAAAAUCACCACAAAAACAUACAAUAUCUCCACCAAAAGAGAUACGAGAUUAUCAAUAAGACUCUAAAUCACCAUGAAAAGAUGUAAAGUCAUCACACACUCAAAUCAUUACAAUGUGACAAAAUCACCACAAAAAGUUGUAAUAUAAACACAAGAAUGUGCGAAAUCAUCAAAAAAACACAUGCAAAAUUUCUACAACAAAGAGGUGAAAUUACAGAUAAAACUUAAAAUCACCACAAAAAAGCAAAAUUACCCACAAGAAAGACAAGGUUACCAGUCAGACUCAAAAUCACCACGUAGAUGUAAAAUCACCAUGAAAAGAUGUAAAAUCACCACUAAAAUAUCGCAAAAGAUGCAAAAUCAUGGCAAUGAGGCACAAAAUCACCACAAAAAGAUGUAAAAUUACCACUAAAAGAUGCAAAAUCAUCACAAAAAGAAGCAAAAUCACAACAUGAAGAGGUGACAUUACCUUAGAGUUUAGCAGAAGCACCUGUAGGUAGUAAAUAUCCUUAUUGGACUGAGAGGCUCAUUCUGAGUGGUUCACCUGGAUGCAGUGAGGGGGCGGGGCUAUACAACGAAUCUGUAAGACCAUUGUAAGACCACUGCUGGCUAGCUUGUAAAACUGGGAGGUUAUCUAGCAAUGGGGGUCUUUAGAUAACUUUUACUUUAAACCUUUAAGAUUCUAAAUCAUACAAACACAACCAGAUUUUCACCAUUUGGGACCUUUAAACCUUUAAAUCAUCAUUUUCUGGCCCUCGCCGGAGAGCAUUGUGGGGUUUAGCUAGCAAUGGGCACCAUGACAACUACUACUGUGGUGGUUAAUGACCUCCAAUCAGGGCUGGAAGACCAUUGGUUGGUUAGUUCCUGCUGGCUAGCUUGUAAAACUCGGAGGUUAUCAAGUUUCUAAAUCAUACAAAAACUGAUUUUCACCAUACGGGACCUUCUGGCCGUUGCUGCAGAGCAUCGUGGGAGUUUAGCUAGCAACGGGCACCAUGACAAAGACUACUAGUGGUGGUUGAUGACCUCCGAUCAAAGCUGGAUAGUUCCUACUGGCUAGAUUGUAAAACUAGGAGGUUAAGUAUCUGUUGGGGGCUUUUAGACAGCUUUUACUUGAAACAUUUAAGAUUCGAAAUCAUACAAAAACAUCCAGAUUUUCACCAUGCAGGACCUUUAAACCUUUAAAUCAUCGUUUUCUGGCCCUCCCCGGACAGGAGAAGCAUCCAAAGAAGAGCCGUCUGUAUGUCCAGAAACACGUUUUCAGCUGCCGGCCGCCUCAUGUUGCAUUGUUGGGUCACGAUGUGAACGCUCUGUCGACAAUAAACCAAACGAACCAGCAGGUUGCUGUUCAGACUUCAGUUUUUAUUCCAUCAUACCGAAAUGGAGCUUGUUGAGGUUUGCCUCCCUUCAAUUAUAACAGCAGGAUUUUGAAUUCCACUCCUGCCCGUUGUAUAAAUAAUUUUAAAGCUUU
Molecule: messenger RNA, 6378 nt
Organism: Amphiprion ocellaris (clown anemonefish)
Lineage: Eukaryota; Metazoa; Chordata; Actinopteri; Pomacentridae
Gene: timm50
Product: translocase of inner mitochondrial membrane 50 homolog (S. cerevisiae)
Exons: 11
Coding region: 175-1344 (389 amino acids)
Molecular function (GO): phosphoprotein phosphatase activity
Source: RefSeq, a predicted model, not a curated record